CCCAUUUCCUCUCGCUUCAUUUCAAAUUUUUCGUCGCUUAACCCAAACGCAGAGCUCUCUCUUCUCUCUCUAUCUCUCUUGCUCCGAUUCUCUCAUUUCUCCGAUAACGCUGAAGCCAUGGUUGUGGCGCAAAAACUGAAGGAGGCGGAGAUUACCGAGCAGGAAUCGCUUCUUCUGACGAGGAACCUGCUUCGCAUCGCUAUAUUCAAUAUCAGUUACAUCCGAGGCCUUUUUCCGGAGAAGUAUUUCAACGAUAAAUCUGUUCCUGCUUUAGAGAUGAAGAUCAAAAAGCUAAUGCCAGUGGAUGCAGAGUCUCGCAGACUUAUUGAUUGGAUGGAGAAAGGUGUAUACAACGCCUUGCAGAAGAAGUACCUGAAAACGCUUUUGUUCUGUGUGUGUGAAGACGUUGAAGGGCCGAUGAUAGAGGAAUACACUUUUUCUUUCAGCUAUUCAAAAUCUGAAAACCAGGAAGUUUCAAUGAAUAUCAAUCGAUCCGGGAAUAAGAAACAGGGUGGAACAUUCAAGUAUAACUCCACAACAGAAAUUACACCCAACCAGAUGAGGAGUUCUGCUUGUAAAAUGGUCCGCACACUGGUUCAGCUGAUGAGAACUUUGGAUAGAAUGCCAGAAGAGCGCACCAUUCUGAUGAAACUCCUAUACUAUGAUGAUGUCACGCCAGCAGAUUAUGAGCCUCCAUUCUUCAGAGGCUGCACAGAAGAAGAAACUCGAAACUCAUGGACCAAGAAUCCUUUGAAAAUGGAAGUUGGGAAUGUAAACAGCAAGCAUCUUGUCUUAGCUCUCAAGGUAAAGAGCGUGCUUGAUCCCUGUGAGGAUGAAAAUGAUGAUAUUCAAGAUGAUGAAGUGAGCUUAGGAGAUGACUCCAUGCAAAUGGAUGGCUCUUCUGAAUCUGACAGUGAGGUGAAUCAAUCUCAAGACGACCAAUAUAUAGUUGUUCCUGCAGCUAAGCAUCAACCACAGGAAGAUAACAGCAUACUUAAGGAAGAUAAUUGCAUGGAUGGUGAAGCUACAGAUGAUACUCAGGAUCCAGAGGAAGAUGAACAGCAAUUUUCCCGGAUAAAGAACUGGAUCAGUAGUUGCCAUCUUGACACUGUUGAAGUUACUGAUGUUCUCUCGAAUUUCCCAGACAUUUCAGUGGUUCUAACUGAAGAAAUUAUGGACAAGCUUGUUGUGGAAGGCAUUCUAUCAAAAGCUGGAGGGGACACUUACACUAUUAACAGGCAGAAGAAGUCUGAUUAUGAGUUCACUGUGUUGAAACAAGAAAUUAAUAGUCAAGCAGUCCUGGUUGGUGACAAAACUCCAAUGUCUAAUGAUCACAUGUACAUGAAGGCGCUGUGUCAUGCUCUUCCUAUGCAGUAUGUGUCAGUCGCAAAGCUUCAGAACAAGCUUGGAGGAAAAGCAAAUCAGAGUACAGUGCGGAAGAUGAUUGAUAAGAUGGCACAAGAAGGUUUUGUUGAAGCCAAAGGCAACCGAAGGCUAGGAAAGCGUGUGAUCCAUUCUGAUGUUACUGAGAAGAAACUUAUUGAAGUCCAUAAAGCUUUGAAUUUUGAUGCAAUGGAUGUUGACAACGUUGAACCACCAAGCAAGUCAAAUCAUCAAGACAUUCAUCCAAUGGGAAGCAACUACAGAGACAUAUCCACAUGUGGUGUGCUCCGCUCGAUUGGAUCAGAUCUCACACGCAUGAGAAUAAGGCCUAAUUCACAGGAAUAUAGUCCAAACAGGAGUGAGCAGACUACUUCAAAGACAAAGGAGCAGGGAAACACUCCCACAAGCAGGGCGCAGCCAGUAAUUUCAAGAGAGAGCUUUGCACCUGGCAAUGAUGAUAUUAGAGCCAAUGGCAACACAAAUCACUGUGACGAUGGGGAGAGAGUGGUCUGUAGUAGUAUGUCCACCCAAGGCAAACGUUCCAGGAAAACAAGCAUGGUCAAGGAGCCUAUUCUACAGUACACAAAGCGCCAGAAAUCUCAAAACCUAUGA
Rosa rugosa (rugosa rose) is the source of this 1995-nucleotide messenger RNA. RefSeq names its product meiosis-specific protein ASY1-like. Lineage: Eukaryota; Viridiplantae; Streptophyta; Magnoliopsida; Rosales; Rosaceae. The coding region runs from base 118 to 1995 and encodes 625 amino acids. The transcript is spliced from 23 exons. The record is from RefSeq and is a predicted model, not a curated record.